This is a messenger RNA of Anopheles arabiensis, 1236 nucleotides long. RefSeq lists its product as uncharacterized. The record is from RefSeq and is a predicted model, not a curated record. NCBI's taxonomy places the organism in Eukaryota, Metazoa, Arthropoda, Insecta, Diptera, Culicidae. The coding region runs from base 1 to 1236 and encodes 411 amino acids. The transcript is spliced from 2 exons.
AUGGCGGGCCCGAGUGGAGGCGGGUGGGGACACGGUCCCCCCCCAGUGAAUAAAAGGGGUCGUCAGGCCCCCGAAUGGCUCGAUCCAGCGAACGUACACGGCGAACUGCGCUAUCUGAUUUUGGCGCCCCAGAAGGGUUUUGCCAUUCCGAAGAACGCGUUUUUGAUCGAGAAAAGCCUCUCGCCGUUCGUCGGUCCCAUCGAGCCUUGCGUGCCGAUGGACCAGGGCGCGCGAUAUCUAAUGAAAACACGCAGUCGUGAGCAGUUCGACAAACUGCUUGCGAUCAAGAAACUGAUCGAUGGUACCCCGGUGGAAAUCACCUCUGACCGAGCUCGCAAUACCGUACAGUGUGUGAUGGUCACUCCGUGUCUGGACGGACUAACGGACGAAGAGAUUCUGGCCCAAAUCGAGGGAACUAAAAUCGUGGAGGUGAAGCGGUUCAUGCGCAAGGUGGACGGUGCGGUGAAACCGACCAACGCCUACCUACUACGUGUCGACUCGGUCACGGUUCCGGAGGAGGUGCGCGUUGGCUGCAUCUCGGUGCGCACGCGUCCCUACUACCCCCGGCCCAUGAUAUGCUUUAAAUGCUUGAUUGUGGGACACACCACGGCUCGGUGCAAUUCUGCUCCAGCCUGCCCGAACUGCUCAAUGCCGGAACACGGAUCUUGCAAUAACCCACCCCGAUGCAAAAACUGCAAAGGAGAUCACGCUACCCUGAACCGCUCCUGCCCGGUCUAUCUGGCCGAACAGAACAUUAUCCGCAUCAAGGUGGAUAACUGUAUCAGCUACCCAGAAGCGCGCAAAAUAUACAGUCAGUUCCAGCAAGUGAUUGAGGAACGUGACUUCUUGAAAAGCCAGCUCCAAUCCCGACGCAAGAACAAGCACACCGAAAACGCCGACUCGAACCACACGGACUCGAACAGCGACAGCAACGCUGACGCGAACUCGAGCCCAAACAUGGACACUAACGGGGAACAGAACAUCGACUCAAACAACACUAACGCGAACAACAACACGAACACGGACGCAAACACAGCUACGCAAAAGGACUCGAAGACUUCUACCUCGAUCGGACCGAAACGAAAAGCCUCCCCCUCAUCCUCAUCCUACAGCACCGUCGACACAACAAGCGAAGAGAAAAUUCCUCACGGCAACAACAGUACACCAUCGAAAACAAAAUCGCACAAAAGGGGAAAACGCAGAUCCCAAAAGCGAAAACUAGGCUUUAGACACUGA